AAGCAUGCUUCCUGAUUGAGAAACAAUAUAGUAUAAUCAUAAAGAGUCUGUCAGUGACGAAUGUCUAUAGAGAAGUUCAUAUUUGUAGCUAAAGAUAAAGAUCGUUUCCUCAGUUGGGAGAAGCUUCAAGAUAUUGCCAUGGGAAUAGCCAAAGGAAUUGAGUACUUGCACCAAGGUUGUGACCAACAAAUCCUUCAUUUUGACAUCAAGCCUCACAAUAUCUUGCUAGACCAUAACUUCAAUCCCAAGAUCUCCGACUUUGGGCUAGCAAAGCUGUGUUCCAAGGAACAAAGUGCUGUUUCUAUGACAGCAGCCAGAGGAACAAUAGGGUAUAUUGCACCUGAGGUAUUGUCUCGGAACUUUGGAAAAGCAUCCUAUAAAUCAGAUGUUUAUAGUUUUGGAAUGCUAUUGUUGGAAAUGGUAGGAGGGAGGAAGAAUAUUGAUGUCACAGUAGAGAGUACGAGCCAAGUUUACUUCCCAGAAUGGGUGUAUAACUGCUUGGACAAAGGAGAAGAGUUUGGGAUUCGAAUAGAUUCUGAGGGGCAUGCCAAGAUAGCACGAAAACUUACAAUUGUUGGGCUUUGGUGCAUUCAGUGGUACCCAACAGACCGACCAUCAAUGAAAGCCGUGGUUCAAAUGUUGGAAGCAGAAGUCGAUAGUUUGACAGUGCCACCAAAUCCCUUUGGCCAUGGAGAUGGUGUGCAGACAACAAGUGUCAAAAUCCCAAGGAAAACAAUUAAUAGAGAACUAGAAGUUAUCUUUGAAUGAGAAUAAUUGGAAUGUAUUCUACAUCAAAGUAGUUCUUUUACUCUUCCUAAUGCGUCCAUCCAUAUAAAGGACUCAAUAUUGAGUGUUGAAUGUUUUAUACAAUCAUUAAAAGGCUUGUAUAUUA
This is a messenger RNA of Rubroshorea leprosula, 892 nucleotides long. The record is from the annotation of a GenBank genome assembly. Lineage: Eukaryota; Viridiplantae; Streptophyta; Magnoliopsida; Malvales; Dipterocarpaceae.